AUGUACACCUUCUCCUCCCCGGCAGCCGAGGUGCGUGAGCGGACGCGGCUGCGGAGGUGGCGGUCGAGCAAGCAGCCUGUCGACGCCAUGCUCUUCCACACCUCGCCGGCAACGGUGGCGGUGGCCGACCCUGUGGAGGAGCUGCAACACGAGCUGCGGCUGUACGAGCGCGACCGAUACGUCAACUGGAAGUUCUACUCGAACACAUACCCGCCGCUCCCGCAUGCGGACUUUGUCGACACUGCGCUUGGGCUGUGGUGGGAUGACUUUGGCUUCCUCUCGGCCAACCGUGACGUCUUCUCGUGGCUCUUCCCCACCAUCGGCUCGCGCGGCGUCAACGCCCACGCCUCACCACUCUCCAAGCCCGAGGCUUUGCUCAUGACCAAGGACAUCUUCAUUGCCAACCGCCUUGUUCGUGCCUUCCGCCUCUUCCUCCGCUUUAUCGGCCUUGAGCUCCGCGACGAGGUGACCGGCGAGAUCGGCGCCGCAGACUCCGAGGGCCUCUGGCAGCGGCGCGGGCGCAAGUUUGCCUCGUCGUCCUCCUUUGACGCCAUCGUCGUCCGGGUCAUUCGUUCGCUCACUGCCCUCGGCUUUGCCCGCUACAGCAGCGGCCUGAUCGACUUUCUGAAGGUUGCUAUCUUUGGCGACGAUGGGCCGACCGAGUACGAUCACGGCUAUGUCCGGGCUCACACCCGGCGUAAGGCCUUUCAGAAGCGCGGGCCGCUUGCCCCUCGAGCGCGCGCCUUUAAGACCAUGUGGGAGCCGGCCAGCCGAGAUAACCCGUUCGGCAAGGGAGCGGAGAUCCCGACCUCGGUCUUCUUUGAUCCGCCGCCGGCCUCGGCCGACCCCGGUCUGGCCGACACCCGGCCGGUGGCUGCGACAGAGCACGGCGAUGAGAUGUACUUGGACGAAUACUCAGAGUACACUGUCGAGGAUGGCGAGCUCGAGCCCGAGCCCGAGCCUAUUGUGGAGGCCAAGCCCGAGCCCGAGCCCGAGCCCGAGCCCGAGCCUGCUGUGGAGGCCAAGCCCGAGCCAAAGCCCGAGCCCGAGCCCGAGCCUAUUGUGGAGGCCAAGCCCGAGCCCGAGCCCGAGCCUAUCGUGGAGGCCAAGCCCGAGCCAAAGCCCGAGCCCGAGCCUAUCGUGGAGGCCAAACCCGAGCCAAAGCCCGAGCCCGAGCCUGUUGUGGAGGCCAAGCCCGAGCCCGAGCCCCAGCCCGUGAUCGAGGCGACGCCGGAAAAGACGCCAGACAACGACGAGCUGGAACUGGAACUGGAACUCGAGCUGUCGCCUUCCAAGGACGACUCGCUGGGAAGCUUGCUCGACAACGAUGACGAUCUCGACCUGUCGCUGGGAGACAACGUUGCUGAGGUAGGGGCGGGAGGAAGCGACGAGCUCGACCUCGACCUCGGGCUAAGUGACGACGACGACGACGACCUGCUCGGUCUUGACGACGACGACGACGAUUUCGGACUUGACGACCUCGGCCUCGAUGGUGACGAUGACCUGGACCUCGGCGACCUUAGCCUCGGCGACGACGACGAGUUUGAGCUGUAG
Messenger RNA from Thecamonas trahens ATCC 50062, 1554 nucleotides. RefSeq names its product opioid growth factor receptor. The coding region runs from base 1 to 1554 and encodes 517 amino acids. Gene Ontology annotation, cellular component: membrane. The record is from RefSeq and is a predicted model, not a curated record. NCBI's taxonomy places the organism in Eukaryota, Apusomonadida, Apusomonadidae. The transcript has a single exon. Gene Ontology annotation, molecular function: opioid growth factor receptor activity.